CACAUACAAUGCAGGAAAUCAUCUCUACUCUUUGGUUCUGAGGGUAAAAUUAUCUGAAGUUCUGCAGCUGUGGAGACACAGAAACAAAAUGGAGAUGGAAAAAUCAGGUGCCGUAAAAAAGACUGAAACAAUUUAAAGUGACAGAAUUUCUGUCUGAUAUUUAAUCAGUGUUUUAUUUUAGACAACACAUUAUCAGGACCAUUUCUCUCACCACGUCCAGGGAUGUUGAUGAAUUCCUCCUGGAAGAUUUCCACGAGUCUCUUUUUCAGAUCUUGAUUUUCAGAUCGCUCCUGCAGAAGUGACAGAAGGACAAUCAGUCGUUCUGACCUGUAAAACCACCUGCAGUCUGACUGAUCCAACAUUCAUCUGGUACAAAACCAGCAGAGAUUUAACCACAAACACCAACAAGAACAAUGAAGUCCGUCUGCAGUCGGUCAGCAGUGAGGAUGCAGGCAGUUAUAGCUGUGCUGUAAGAGGAUAUGAACAUCUCCACUCUCCUGUUCAAACCCUCAGAGUCAGAUAUCGUCCAAAGAACGUCUCAAUGUCCAUUAGUCCCUCUGGUGAGAUAGUGGAGGACAGUUCAGUGACUCUGACCUGCAGCAGUGAUGCUAACCCACCUGUACAGAACUACACCUGGAUUAAGGGGAAGACAUCAGUAGGACAUGAAAAGACCUACAACAUCUCCAAGAUCAGCUCUGAGGACAGUGGAGAGUACAAGUGCAAGAGCAGUAAUGAAGUCGGACAUCAGGACUCCAACAGUGUGACUCUGAAUGUUCUGUAUCCUCCAAAGAACGUCUCAGUGUCCAUCAGUCCCUCUGGUGAGAUAAUGGAGGACAGUUCAGUGACUCUGACCUGUAGCAGUGAUACUAACCCACCUGUACAGAACUACACCUGGUUUAAGGUGAAAGAAUCAUCACCUGUAGGAUCUGGACAGAGUUACAGAGCUGUACAGAGUGGACAGUAUUACUGUGAGGCUCAGAAUAAACACGGCUCUGAGAGAUCAGCUGCAGUGUCUGUCACUAUUAAUGGUACUGUGAUUGUGUAUGUGGCUGUUGGACUGGGACUUUUUGGGCUCGCAGCUCUUCUCUCUGCACUCUUCUGGCUGAGAAGCAAGAGACAGAAGAAGAAGGUAGAUGAAGGUGACAAUCAGCAUACAGACCACUCAUCAGAUCCUCUAAACCGGUUCUGAAGCAGGAGCCACCUCUGCACUUCAGGACUGCUUUGAGGGCACUGACUGGAACAUCAUCAGGGAGGCUGCAACUGAUGGCAAUUCCAUCAACUUCCGCAUGUGGCAGGGCAUACAGGCAAUCAUGAAUUACCUGCC
This is a messenger RNA of Tachysurus fulvidraco (yellow catfish), 1324 nucleotides long. Its product is annotated as B-cell receptor CD22-like. The coding region runs from base 542 to 1189 and encodes 215 amino acids. NCBI's taxonomy places the organism in Eukaryota, Metazoa, Chordata, Actinopteri, Siluriformes, Bagridae. The record is from RefSeq and is a predicted model, not a curated record. The transcript is spliced from 7 exons.